Molecule: messenger RNA, 2671 nt
Organism: Oncorhynchus mykiss (rainbow trout)
Lineage: Eukaryota; Metazoa; Chordata; Actinopteri; Salmoniformes; Salmonidae
Product: dnaJ homolog subfamily A member 1
Biological process (GO): protein folding; response to heat
Molecular function (GO): Hsp70 protein binding; ATP binding
Source: RefSeq, a predicted model, not a curated record
UGCUAGGGGUGGCAACAAUGUCAUAGUAUUUUGGCCCAGACAGCAUCAGAUAGAUGGCCUACACAUACAGAGGGGCUCUUGUGAAUGCAAGGAAAAUUAUGAAACCCAGAGAGACAAAAGAUAAAUAAUUGUAUAUUUUUUUCUUGGUCAUUUUGGGGGGAGGCCGGCUUCCCUUGGCAACCAUGAAUGCAUGCCACUGUCAAUAAUGCCACGUUCAAAACAACUCGGAAUUCUGAAUUGGGAAAUCUCUGACUUCAGUGCGUUCUCUGGAGAAAAAAAUCGCGUUCCGACUAAAAAAAUAUUUGAAAGUCCAUCAAACUCGGAAUCCCAAGUCGGAAACUCGGGCAUCUUUCUAUAGCCCCCGACUUUCCGACCUGAAAAUCACCGACGUCAUGGUUUGACCUCGUUUUUUCCGAGUUGUCUUGAAAGCACCAUUAAAGUAGGCGGUGCAAGUAGUAGAAGGUUCUGGAAGUUCAUCGCCAGGACGGGGGUGUUAUAAGUUAAACAAGGUCCUUUCUCUCAACGGCCGUCUAUUGUAACAGACUGUAAUCAACAACAAUGGUGAAGGAAACCGGCUUUUAUGAUAUGUUGGGUGUUAAGCCCAAUGCCACACCAGAUGAGCUGAAAAAGGCUUAUCGUAAGCUGGCCUUGAAAUACCACCCUGACAAGAACCCUACGGAGGGGGAGAAAUUUAAGCAGAUAUCUCAGGCAUAUGAGGUGCUGUCAGACUCCCAGAAGAGAGAGGUGUACGACCGGGGAGGGGAGAAGGCAAUAAAAGGAGGGGGUGGCGGAGGUUUUGGAUCCCCCAUGGACAUCUUUGACAUGUUCUUUGGAGGAGGUGGCCGACUGCACCGGGAGAGAAGAGGAAAGAAUGUGGUUCAUCAGCUCACAGUCUCUUUGGAAGACCUCUUCAAUGGCGCCACGAGGAAACUUGCUGUCCAGAAGAAUGUUAUUUGCGAGCGAUGUGAAGGUCGCGGGGGAAGGAAGGGUGCGGUGGAGAUGUGCAUGUCCUGUCACGGCACGGGCAUGCAGGUGCGCCUCCACCAGCUGGGGCCGGGCAUGGUGCAGCAGGUGUCCACCGUGUGCGGGGGUUGCCAGGGCCAGGGCCAGCGCAUCAGCCACAAGGACCGCUGCAAGGCCUGCAGUGGACGGAAGAUUCUGCGGCAGAAAAAGAUCCUGGAGGUCCACAUUGGCAAAGGUAUGAAGGAUGGGCAGAAGCUAGUUUUCCACGGGGAGGGAGAUCAGGAGCCAGGACUAGAGCCUGGUGACAUCAUCAUUGUCCUGGAUCAGAGAGUCCAUCCCGUCUUCACCAGGCAAGGGGACAAUCUGAUCAUGACUAUGGAGCUGCAGCUGGUGGAGGCCCUGUGUGGUUUCCAGAAGCCUUGUCAAACUCUGGACAACCGAAGCCUCCUCAUCACCUGCCACCCAGGGGAAUUGAUCAAACCUGGUGACAAGAAGUGUGUCAUGAAUGAGGGGAUGCCCAUGCACCGCCGGCCGUUUGAAAAGGGACGCCUCAUUAUCCUCUUUUCGGUGGUAUUCCCCGAGGCCAACUUCCUCCCCAAGCACAAGCUGAAGGAGCUAGAGCACUACCUUCCUGCCAAGAGGGAAGCGGAGCAGCCUGAGAGCAUGGACGACGACCUCUACAUAUACACCGACCUGGAGGACUGCGACCCGGCCAGAGUAAGACGCAGCCAAUACCAUUACAUGGAAGAGGAUGACAACCCGUCUGCUGGCGGGGUCCAGUGCCAGACCUCAUAAGACCCCAUCACAUCACUCCAACCUCAAACCAGCCCCCUCUGGAAACGUGCACAAACCGCAUCUUACAUUUUAUUCUCUUAACAUACAAUGCUCACUGUGGUGCCGAAGCGGUCCUUUGGGCUGGAUACCCGGAUCUACGUUCCAAGGUGACUUGGCUGUCUUUUAGUUGGAUCGUGUGCCUGAGUGGAGGAAAUGGAUUUCUGGUUAAGUUCCUUAGAUGACCAGAAAUGAAGAUUCUGAGAUUUUGGAAGCGCUAUGGAUGCUGUCACUGACAUUUUUUUUAAAAAUAUAUAUAUAUAUAUAAGUUUGAUUUUUAUGGUGUUUUGAUUUGUAAAUUAGCAGGUUUUGAGCACCCUCUGUCUGCUUUGAUGUCACGGUUAGUACCGUUUGGGAUUUUGUGGUGUCCAAAAUUCACGAGAGAAGAUAGUUGGAAGCUACAAUUCAUGUUGCCAAAUUGAAUCCUCACAGCGAAGAACCAUAGGCCUAUUUCCAUUUUAGAAUAAAUGUUUUUGUAUACCACAUCAGCAUAGUUUAGAAGAUACUUGCCAAUUAUUACAUCAAUGUUUUUGUUUAAUUAAUUUUUAAUGAUAUAAUGAUAUGUUAUCUACAUUUCAUAAUGCAUAUUGACCUUUUUGUGGUUCUUCAUCUGUAGGAUUCAAUUGAAUCCUAGCUGCUGUAAUAUGGUAUACUUCGUUAUGUUCAACUGAUGAUGAAAAAAGUUAUUUACCCCAUUUUUACUAUCAAGAGUUGUCUGUUUAAUUCCUCCAUUCUUCAUGGGAAUUAGUCAAACUAAAUAAACUUUCCAUAGACCUCUCAAGAGGUUCUGCUACUGGUAUCUGUGCUGUGACUGUCAUAAUUGUUUUGGGAUUAAAAUAAACUUUUUGGCUAGUCUUCUACUGCCAAGUUGACAUGA